Symbiodinium sp. CCMP2592 is the source of this 807-nucleotide messenger RNA. The record is from the annotation of a GenBank genome assembly. Lineage: Eukaryota; Dinophyceae; Suessiales; Symbiodiniaceae.
AUGGCCCAGAGUGAUUGCUUUCCGGAAAACUUUUCGGAGCUUUCGGCGUGGGAUCUCUGGGAUGCCUCGGAGCAGUUUGCAGGGCGGGACGGUUAUUCCCGUGAGCAGUGGUUCAGCUUCUGGCGUUCAGCUUUGCAAGAUCGGGUGGGUGCCCCGACCCAGGAGCCCUGUUCUACUUUGCCCUCACCUACUACGACGGAGCCUGCACCCUCAGACGAACUCGACGGUGCUACGACGGAGGUGGCUUCUACUUUGCCUGCAUCGGCAAUCGAUCCCUCAUCUACUUUCCCGGCUCCGCCGGAAGUCCCCUACCAUGAAUGGGGCACAGAUGAGUGGGUGCCUACGCCCAGGGCCAGCUGGGAGGAGGACUCAUGGCCCUCUCAGGAGCCCUGGGCGGCUGAAGUGCUUUCCACGGAUGGGCCGCCCUCUUCUUUGCCUACACCUACCACGGAGGAGGCGGAGAACUUUAACUAUGUGCCGUGGAAUUUUUCGCAGCUUACGGAGGCGGAACUGUGGCAAGCGUCCGCAUUUUUCGAAGAUUGGUUGGGAUAUGACAGACAAGAGUGGCUGGACUUUUGGGUCACUUUGCGGGAAUCCCAGGGGACUUCAGCUACUUUGCACACGGCUUCAGAUGGUGCUGCUGGGUCCACUACGGAUGCUCCCCCAGAUCCUUUACCUUCCACGACUUCUACAGAUUCGACGGCAGUUCUUUACCGCAAGCCUCGGCAUCAGCAAGCGGCGAUCGGCCGCGUACUUUACCUCACAACCAGCGCGUUUUCCGUACUGAGUGGGGCGAAGAUCAGUUGA